AUGGCCGACAAUACUCCCAAGGCACCAGGUGCGGGCUGGACUGAGCACGAAGUUCUCGUUUACAUACUCAGUGGAAUGGAGCACUCCAAGUUCAAGAUCGACUACAGCAACGCGCCUAUUCCAGUCGGCCGCAGCGCGGAUGGCAUCCGUCAGAAAAUCAACAAGCUGGUCUUAGCCCUCAAACCUGAAAUGGACGCUUUGAAAGGGGGACAGUCACUGCCGACGACCACCACCGCCAGCGAGAGCACUCCCAGGAAGAAAGCUACACCGCGCAAGCGCAAAGGCAAGGUCGAAGACGCAGACAAUGCCGGGGGAAGCCCUAAGAAGCGCGGACGCCCAAAGAAAAUUGUUACCCCGAAGGAUGAGGCUGAUGAUGAGGACAUCAAUGUCAAGGAAGAAGUCUAG
This is a messenger RNA of Plenodomus lingam JN3, 405 nucleotides long. RefSeq lists its product as uncharacterized. NCBI's taxonomy places the organism in Eukaryota, Fungi, Ascomycota, Dothideomycetes, Pleosporales, Leptosphaeriaceae. The record is from RefSeq and is a predicted model, not a curated record.